GUCAUCGCGCCGCUCCUUCUGCUGCCGGCAGAGUGAACGUGAGGAAGAGCAGAAGAAAGCAGAAGUGUAACAAACGCUGAAACGAGCGCAGGUCGUUUUUUAUGAGAUAGAAUCACAGCCGAGAAGAAGAAACGCUCCCAGUACGAGAACCGCGACAGAAAACCGCCUGCAGGUGACCGACGAUGGCUGUGAACGUGUACUCGACCUCAGUGACCAGCGACAACUUAAGUCGCCAUGACAUGCUCGUUUGGAUCAACGAGUCUCUACAGAUGAACCUCACCAAGAUAGAAAUGCUGUGCUCAGGUGCUGUUUACUGCCAGUUCAUGGACAUGCUGUUUCCCAACUCUGUGCCUUUGAAGAAAGUGAAAUUCGGUGCCAAGCUCGAGCACGAAUACAUCCACAACUUCAAGCUUCUGCAGGUGGCCUUCAAAAAGAUGGGAGUUGACAAAAUCAUUCCGGUGGACAAACUGGUGAAGGGGAAGUUCCAGGACAACUUUGAGUUCGUGCAGUGGUUCAAGAAGUUCUUCGACGCCAACUACGAUGGGAAGGAGUAUGACCCGGUGGAGGCGAGACAGGGACAAGAUGCCGUGCCCACCCCCAACCCCGCCACAUCAGCCCUCAACAAACCCCCCAAAAAGUCUCUCAAUCAAGCGCCUCAGAGGCCACCUGUGGCUAAGGUUGCUCCCAAAAUGGCUCCGGUCAGUGCGAAGAAGGCGGGGACGGGAGGAAAUGAUGAGGAGGUGGCAGAGCUCGUUAAUGAGAUGGAGAUGCUGAAAUCCACCAUUCAGGACAUGGAGAAGGAGAGAGACUUUUAUUUUGGAAAGCUGAGGAACAUUGAGCUGAUCUGCCAGGAGAAGGAAGGAGAGGGCGACCCGACGCUGCAGAGGAUCAUAGACAUCCUCUAUGCCACAGAUGAGGGCUUCGUCAUACCGGAUGCCGAGGAGCAGGAGGAGUUUUAAUAUUCAAGACUGCAAGCAACUUUUCUCUUAGACGUCCUUGUCCACAAACCCGCCUCCAAAUCCCCGAUCAAGCCGAGACUCUUUGGUUUUAAUCUCCAGCACCAAACCCAAUCUCAGCUUGUAACCCCCCCCCCCCCUCCCCAAAACAUACCUGCUGGACUUCUUCUUCUUCCUCUUCUUCUUCCUCUUCUUCUUCUUCUUCUUCUUCUAGCCUUCGACCAACAUCUUUUACCACGAAGCCUCGGUCACCACCUCUCUCCUGUUCCUCCAUCUUUCUCAGAGCCGGAUGGUGCCAACAAACAUAUCUGGUGUUUAAUGAACUUUGAGUUUGUGUGUGUGUGUGUGUGUGCGUGUGUGAGAAACAUAAUGUAGAGACCCUCCUCUGCAGACCUGGCUGACUUGCCAAACUAACCCCGACACGUUGCCGUGGAGGAGCAAAGCUGUGGAGGGCGUUUGGUGCCGGCAGCCCUGAUUCGUCUCCUGUAGCCGGCUCAGCUGAAGGGCUCCGGGUCAGUCGGGUCCUCUGUUGGCCUUUUUCCACCAUCUCUAUUUGAGCUGAGCUUUUGUACAUGGAUGCUACUGUUGGUCACGUUUCCCGCCUCAUGUGUGCUUGUUGGCCUUUUUCUGGCGCCUGCCGUUCACCUUUUAUAUCGUUUGUUUCUGUUCAGCUGGAGUUUCUGUCACUAACCGAUCGCUCGUUUUCCCGCCUCGGCAGUUUGUUUGUUUUCCACACUGAAGUUUCUCCUCGUAGCAGAUUGGACUCCUUUUUCACACGUCAGGUUUCCUAAAAUGUGCAGUCCUAAACUUCAGGCUUUUUCUUUGAGACUUUUGCAGGAGGCAGCCUUCUGACCAACAUGAUGUUCAGUAAAAAGUGGGGAGGAAAAAAAACAGUUUUGUAUGUUUUUUCUUUUUUGCUCUGUUUUCUGCCGGCGGCCCUUAAUCACGAUGUAAAUCCAGACAAACACUGUGAGGGGAAACCUGACUCUGAUUCUCCUGAAGCUGGUCGGCAGCUGGAGGUGAAUGCAGACGGGUGUGUCUUUGUAAAACGAGUCUGAGAACAAAGUGAGAGGACAGAGUGCUGCAGCGCUGAAAACAUGUUUACUCAGUCGGAGGUUUUGGCUCCUGAGGUGAGCUCGCGGUUUAAAACGAGCUUUUUUUUUCUCACGUUUGGCUCUCUGACACAAAAUGGCCGUCAUGUAGCACCUGAAUGCUGUGCGCACAGUUCAGAAGUGUGUCAGUGUGUAAAUCCAAACAGAGAAGCCCUUCGUGCACCUCCACCUCAGGCUGGUACGGCGUGUCAUUGACUCCGCCCCUCUGAUGCUCCCCGCUGUCACGUUGAAGGUUUGACUGGUGGAGCCUCUCUGUAAGAAGAGAGUCACCUCUUCGCUCUUUCUCUGCCUUUGAAACGAAGGGAAGACUGAAACCUGAUUUCCUCUUCGACCUCUAACCUCCCCUCACAGGCUCACAGAUGUUUGGGAUCUGUCUGCGGAACGCUGUUCGGAAAACUUGGGUUCGUGGCGUUCCUCUUACAGUUGUGCCUGCAGCACUCUGCACUCUCACGGAUCUGACUGGAGACCAGCUUCUGAAAUAUUCCACACGAACAACGAUGGAUGGCCUUAUUGAAAGCUUUGUAAACUUUAUUUGUGUGUCUGCGGUUGUGGCUGAAAUAUUUGUCCGGUUGCAGUCGGUUGGAGGUCGUUGUGGAGGAGCGCUUGGCGCUGCUCGCCGCCUGUCUUCCAUCAAACGAGAACUUCCUGUCUGCGGGGACUUCUUGGCUCAGUUUGAUGUAACCGUGCUCGGAGGUGGGGACCGAUUGGUGUUGUAGCUGUGAUUUAGCUCGGAGCCUUUAACAAACACCGCUGUGAGUCAGAGGACUGAGUGCUGAGGCUGCUUUUCCCCUUUCCGUCUCCUGGUCGUUGCCUUCAGUCUGCGUGUUGAUCUUAAGUCAUUUUCAGAUCUCGGUUUUUUCAGAAUGUAUUUUUGCGUCACUCCAAAGCGCGACCGGCGCCCCUGUAUGAGCACAGUCGGCCUUGUGGGGUUGUUUCUGUUGUUUUGUCUUUGCUGCAGCGUGGUGACUGCUGCCGGCUCCUUGAGAUUUGAGGAGGAAAAUGAAGGAAGAGUUUCCUCUGGCCUGCAGAGCUCGUCUGCCUCCUGUUUCGUGUAAUUGGACUAAAACUUCAUCAAAAUCUCUGCAGUGAUGUCUCUCUCUCCAGAAAUCAUGAACCAAUAAAAAAAACUCGCCAACCUUGUUGUGAGCAGUUUCAGGUAGGAACUAUUUUCUUUCUGUCUACAUCUGCCAACCAAAAGAAGCGAGCAGGUUCCGGCUGAGGAAGGGCACCGUGAGCUGCCUCAGGUCGAGGGAUGCUUCCUUCUGCACGGGAAAAAAACGUUCCUACAUGAAACAUCUCACAAGCUGUGCGGAUUUUUGAUUAUUUAUUUAUUUUCUGACAGUCUUGAUUUGUGGAAAGUGAAAUUUCUGCAUUCUUAAAAACACAAAAAUCAAACAGUUUUUAAUUUUUUAUUUUUUGUGCUGUUUAGCUCCAUCAUACUGAAGAGCAGGCAGGUGUGGGUGUGGCCGGCUCACCAUUAAAAAAUGGCCGGAAAGGCCGGUGGGGUAAUAUGUACUCUAUUUUGGCACAUUUGUUUGAAUAAAUUUGACCUCCUGAAACUUUUGUUCAUGUCAGUUUAAAGCUGACCGUCUGUCUUUAAGUUCAGGCUGAUGAUGAUGAUGAUGAUGCAGCGUUUCCCAAACACCUUCUGUUUAAUGUCAGUAAACAUGUAAUAAAUGGCUGUGUUCACUGAGGUGAAGCUGUAAGCAGAUGUGGGGUCCUUUAAGUGUCUGAGUCCAGCUGCUGUCUUUAGUCGGUUCAUCCACACAGGAGGCGUCACAGGUGCCGCGUUGGUGUCAUCAACUGUGUAAAGUCUGCUCUUCCAAACUAGGUUCAAGAAAGCCUCCAAAUUCAAGUAAAAUUCCCAUUCAUCCCAAUUUGUUUGCUCACGUGGACUUUUCUAGGAAUGUCAGCAGCUCAUCCGGAUUCUCCUGAAAUGGUUCACGUGUGAAACAGCUUUUAUUUUUUUUAAUGUUUGUGGUUGUAGAGGAGCUAACGGUGUUUCCAUGCCACCAUUUUGCAGGGAUAUGUUGGCAGUAAGGAGCUGUUUGGGGAACCGGAGCAGAAAGCGAUGUGAACUGAAGGGAUUGUUCCAUAAACGGCAUUAAAUAAGCCCCGCCCUGCUCCCGCUGUGCUCCCGCAGUGACUGUCGCUCUGAUAAAUGUGUGAUGUCAAGCCUUAGUGAAAAAUUGCUUUCUGUUAUGCAAAGUUAGAGGGGAACAGAUGCCCUCCUUUACAAAUGCCACUUUUCCACCUACUUGGUGUCUGUGCCUGAUCCGGGUCCACAGCUGGAACUCCAAUGGGAGGGGCGUGAAAUUCCCCAAUGAUCGUUUUCUUCCCAAAUAAAUUAUCCCAACUUCUGCUGGUACCCCUCCAUUGUGUUUAGUUCCCAGAAGGCACCGAUGUGGUAGAAAAGCGGUACCACUCUUCCACCCAUGUGGUCCCAGUACCCCAUCCAGAACUGGUACUGGGCAUUUUCACCCCAUAAAGAGGCUGGAGCUGGUGCUAAAAAGCUAAGAGCUGAUCCAGGCUGUCCAAUUCGUGGAGAUGAGCCCGGCUUCGGCACAGCAACAUUUGGUUCUCAAACCUUUGGAGAUCCUAGUUCUCAAAAGGCCGCGGGGUACCAGCAUCACGUUGGUGGAAAAGCGGUAAUCGUGGCCUCUUCACUGAACCCAGUGCCAAUGUAACAACCUGCCCGGCAGUCCGUAGUUAGUCUGGGUACGAACUGCCAUCAGAUGUCAGCCAGGACAUAACGGCAGGGUUUUUUGUUUCUUCUUGCUGGAGAGUUUUGGACAAUCGCCUGGUGUUUGGUCUUUGCAGUUUCCGGUGGUGCGUUGACUCCUGUGUGCUUCAAUGACAGUUUGUGUGUUACUGUAGGUGUUAGACUGUGUUUGAUUUUCAUGAAACCGUUGGUGGUUGCUCACACAUUUCAGUGACACUAGGUUUGGAAAUGUUGCAGAAAAUGUCUGAGCAAAGGGAAAUAGUUGCUUUAAAGGUAAUAAUGGUGGUGCUGGACUGACCUCUGACCUUUCUCCCCUGUUAACAGUCAGUGCCGGUAAGGGCGUACACUGGGCCGAUCACCAUCUGAGUCUCUUCUGUCCAGGCUUCUCUCUCGAUGUGUUUGUUAUACUUAAAGUUUCAUACAGACAAUAAAACAGUAUUUCCACGUCAAA
Molecule: messenger RNA, 5241 nt
Organism: Archocentrus centrarchus (flier cichlid)
Lineage: Eukaryota; Metazoa; Chordata; Actinopteri; Cichliformes; Cichlidae
Product: microtubule-associated protein RP/EB family member 1
Exons: 7
Coding region: 183-959 (258 amino acids)
Molecular function (GO): microtubule binding
Source: RefSeq, a predicted model, not a curated record